AUGGCCGUGCAUGCCGGCCGCAUCGGCAUCUUUUCGGUGCAGGUCAUGUGUCUGGUCCAUUUGGUGAACCAGUACAUGUUCGAGGUACGCGUUUGCAAAGGCGCGUCGAUGCUGCCGACACUAUCCCCGCAAGGCGACUUGGUCCUGCAUAUGCGCUCCCCAUUCCUCCGUCUGCUUGCAUUGACGCCGCUCGCAAGCUCAGAUCUCAAGGAGCGGUUUUCAACCAAACUCCUGCCCCGAAAAAUGGACAGCAGCGCGGGUACGGGCCUAAGAAUGGGCGAUAUUGUAGUCGCUCUGUCGCCGACCGAUCCAUCGCGCACCGUAUGCAAGCGCAUCCUUGGAAUGCCCGGAGAUACGGUUCUUGUAGACCCCAGGCAAGGACAUACCGAUGACGAUGAUUUGGCUUUUGCCGCGUCUGCCAUCCCCGAACUGCUUCAAGCGCCGUUGGCACGGAUACACAGUGCCAAGAUGGUAACCAUCCCGCCAGGGCAUGUAUGGCUCGCGGGGGACAACCUUGCCAACAGUACCGACAGUCGGCAAUAUGGCCCGGUACCCAUCGCGCUUGUCAAAGGGCGCGUUUUGGCGCAAAUAUACCCCAGGCCCAAGUGGCUCCCCAAUACACUGCAUAUCCUAUAG
Messenger RNA from Malassezia vespertilionis, 636 nucleotides. RefSeq lists its product as uncharacterized. The coding region runs from base 1 to 636 and encodes 211 amino acids. The transcript has a single exon. NCBI's taxonomy places the organism in Eukaryota, Fungi, Basidiomycota, Malasseziomycetes, Malasseziales, Malasseziaceae. The record is from RefSeq and is a predicted model, not a curated record. Gene Ontology annotation, cellular component: mitochondrial inner membrane peptidase complex; membrane. Gene Ontology annotation, molecular function: serine-type endopeptidase activity.